UAAAACAACUCAUGCAAUCUCAGAAACAUCAGUUCGUAACAAAAUCCCACAUUUUUUCCUACAUUCAUUAUUGCAUGAAGGGCAGAAAUUUAAUGAUAUUUGAACAACGUAAAGACUCAUUUCCCUUUUUUUCUUUUCUCUCUUUAGAUAUACACCUCAGGCUAUCCUUAUUCGUCACAAAGCAAUCUUUCCUUAUUCUUCUUCUUUUGUAUAAUCAAAUAUGAGUCUCAGCUGCUUGACCUGCAAGAUUCUGAGGACAGAUUCAGAAAAUGAAUUAAAGGCAAGAUUCAAUGUUGAUAAAAAUAGUAAAGAAAAAUCAGAUUACAUUAGGCCUGAAAUGAGCUGGUCAGGGAAUUUUGCACCUAGGCCUGAAAACAUGGCUCAUUCGCCUCGGGGCCCGGUGAACAAGGUUAAAAAAGGUUCUCGCCGGCUUCAUAACAGCGGUCCGGUGGAGUUUCCAGGUGGUUCGCCCAGGUUAGUAAGGAGCCCUGGGAUGAGAAGGGAUUGGAGUUUCGAGGAUCUGCAACGUCAACUAGUUAAAUAAAAUAGGCGAAUCCAAUAUUUAGAAUGAUUGAUAAUCUCAUUUUUUUAAUUGUUACAUUUAUAUGCAUAAUAAGUCAGAAGCAAUAAAACUCUUAGUUGCUAACAGACUGGAUAUGUUCCCAGGGUCGGAUUAGUUAUGUAACGUACCAGUUCUUUGUUGAAACUAAUUUAUACUUUUCUGUA
Messenger RNA from Nicotiana tabacum (common tobacco), 726 nucleotides. The record is from RefSeq and is a predicted model, not a curated record. Lineage: Eukaryota; Viridiplantae; Streptophyta; Magnoliopsida; Solanales; Solanaceae.